AUGGCAUCACAAUGUGUCGGGCAGGCAGCAAGGUAUGUCCUGAUUUCCUUUGUAUUCUCUGCGACAUGGAGAAUCGUUUGGGCAGUCACUCGCUAUUCUAUCCCUGAAGAAAUGGAAGAGGGAUCCGUGGUUGCUAAUUUAGCUGGCGAUUUAGGUCUUAGCCCUGCCAGUCUAGUUGAACGUGGGCUAAAAUUAGAUAUCUUACAUGGUAAAAAAUAUUUGGGUGUUAACAAAGAAACCGGAGAGUUGUAUGUUUUAGAGAAGAUAGACAGGGAAUAUCUAUGCACCAUAAAGACAUCUUCUUGUUUGCUUAAAAUGGAUGUUACAAUCGAAAAUCCGAUAAGGAUAUUUAAUAUCGAAUUAGAAAUAUUGGAUAUCAAUGACCAUGCGCCUAGUUUUCGAAGGGAAACAAUGCAUCUGGAUAUAUCAGAAUCAGCUUUAUCCGGAGAAAGAUUCUCUUUAAAUAACGCCGUAGAUCCAGAUGUCGGAACUAAUUCAAUUAAAACAUACACCUUGAGUGAGAGCGACCAUUUCAAUAUCGAAAUUCAGAGAGGAAGCGACGGAACUCAGUAUGUUGACUUGGUUUUGCGUCAGGCUUUAGAUCGAGAACAGCAGACUGUGCAUAAUCUAAUACUCACAGCUGUAGACGGUGGGAUUCCAGCGCGAUCCGGCACCGCUAGCAUCAUUGUGCGCGUUCUGGAUACGAAUGACAACGCCCCUCAGUUUGACCAUCAGGUAUAUACAGUUAAUAUGACAGAAAACUCCCCGAUAGGAACAUUAGUACUGAAGUUAAAUGCUACAGACUUGGACGAGGGCUCAAACGCAGAGAUAAUGUAUUUGUUUACACUUUACACGUCUGAGAAAACGCAGGACAUGUUUUCCUUAGAUCAAAAUACAGGAGAAAUUAAAGUGAAAGACGUGGUUGAUUUUGAAGAAAUAAAAAUCCUAGAAAUGCAUAUUCAGGCCAAGGACAAAGGACAGCACCCACUGUCCGGGCAGUGUACGGUGAUGGUGUAUGUGAGAGAUGUGAAUGAUAACCACCCCGAGAUCACUGUUAAGUCCCUGAGGAGCAGAGUGAAAGAGACGGUUCCUGUAGGCACAGUAAUAGCUCUCGUUGGAGUUAGUGACAGAGACUCGGGCAACAAUGGGAAGGUAGACCUCUCUAUUAGCGAGCAGUUGCCCUUUGUCCUCAACAAGUCGUCAGAGAGGGAUUUUGAACUGGUUGUUUCAGAAUCGUUGGACCGUGAGACAGUUCCGGAGUAUAACAUAAUUUUAACAGUGACGGACAGAGGGACGCCUCCUUUGUCAGAUAAUGAAACCAUCACAUUGGAACUCCUGGAUGUUAAUGACAAUGCGCCACAAUUCCCAAAGUCGUUCUACACCAUCCCAGUGAUGGAGAAUAACGCACCUGGGUCACUGUUGAGUUCAGUAACGGCGUUUGAUCCAGAUUUCAAUGAAAACCAGUAUUUAGUUUAUUUUAUCGUAGAAAAGGAAAUUGUGAACACUUCAAUGUCGAUGCUGUUUUCCAUUAACCCAGAGAACGGCGAUCUUUACGCACUGAAAACGUUUGACUACGAGAGAGAAAAAGAGUUUCUUUUCCACAUUGAAGCCAGAGACUCUGGUGCUCCUCCACUCAGCACUAAUGUCACUGUCCACAUCAUUAUUCUUGAUCAGAACGACAACACCCCGUUGAUAGUCUCUCCAUGGCGGGCACACGGCUCUGUGGUUGAGGAAGUGAUCCCCAGAUCCACUGACAAAGGGCACUUGAUAGCCAAAGUGAUCGCCAUUGACUCAGACUCUGUGCAGAACUCCCGGGUCACGUAUCAGUUUCUUCAGGUUCCAGACGCUACUUUAUUCAGCCUGGACCAGUACAACGGGGAAAUCCGGACAAUGAGAAUGUUCAGUUACAGAGAUCCCCGUCAUCAGCGGUUGGUGGUCAUUGCCAAGGACAACGGAGAUCCUUCACGUUCUGCUACAGUUACCAUUAAGUUAUCAACAGUGGAACACAUUGUUAAAGCAUUUUCUGAAACAUCUGAAGUUCCUUUGGAAUAUGACAUAUUUUCAGACUUAAACCUGUAUUUGUUGAUCGGUUUGGGCUCUGUGUCAUUUCUGCUUUUGAUGACAAUAUUGGUGACCAUCGUGCUGAAGUGUCAGAAACCAAAGCCCCCCAAAGCGACCCCUCCCUGCAGAAACAGCGUCGUUAGCCAGAGGAGCUCUACUGUCGCAGAUUCCACCCUGGUGUCCAACGAUGCGUACUGGUACAGCUUGUUUUUGGCGGAGACGAGGAAGGGAAAGGUGGUGGUUAGGCAACCUGUACCGAAGAGUGGUGGGUACUUCGUUUCCAGUAUUCCCAGGAGCACGGGUCUGACAGAAACUAGCGAGUCAGCUGCUUCUACUCUACAGGUAAGAUGCCGCUUACUACAAUUUUAUUUGUUUGCUAUAUUGAGCAUUUCGUUUUUGGAUCAGGAAGUGGUUGAAGUCAUUGAAGUUUCAUAUUUGGUGUUGAUUUUUUAA
Molecule: messenger RNA, 2514 nt
Organism: Conger conger (European conger)
Lineage: Eukaryota; Metazoa; Chordata; Actinopteri; Anguilliformes; Congridae
Product: protocadherin alpha-C2-like
Exons: 1
Coding region: 1-2514 (837 amino acids)
Biological process (GO): homophilic cell-cell adhesion
Cellular component (GO): plasma membrane
Molecular function (GO): calcium ion binding
Source: RefSeq, a predicted model, not a curated record